Messenger RNA from Hemibagrus wyckioides, 1445 nucleotides. RefSeq lists its product as uncharacterized. The transcript has 2 exons. The record is from RefSeq and is a predicted model, not a curated record. Bases 148 to 624 code for a protein of 158 amino acids. NCBI's taxonomy places the organism in Eukaryota, Metazoa, Chordata, Actinopteri, Siluriformes, Bagridae. Gene Ontology annotation, cellular component: cytoplasm; nucleus. Gene Ontology annotation, biological process: modification-dependent protein catabolic process; protein ubiquitination. Gene Ontology annotation, molecular function: protein tag activity; ubiquitin protein ligase binding.
ACAGAAAGGGGGCGUGGUUAUUAGACUAUAUAAGGAACCGUGGUCGGCUGCAGCGGGAGAGUUUGAGGUGAUACUCGAGACUUUAAAGAGGACGAGGAUUUUCAGGACACAUUCAUCACCUGUAUAAAAGGUCAUUAAGCAGCAGAUAUGAUGGAGCUCAACAUUAAAGUCCUGAGCGGGGAAACGAAGACCGUGCACGUGAAUCCAGGUGCUACAAUCGGUCAACUCAAGCAUAAAGUCGCCCAAAUCUUUAAUGCAAGUCCUCUACGGAUGAAGCUUUCUGUCACCAAUGGGCGAGUGGUGCAGCUGGACAAUGACCAGAUGACUGUGAACCAUUAUGGUCUGAGUUCAGGAGCCACCGUGAUGCUGCUGAUCUCCAUGACUCCCGUGCCACUUCAGGUGUUCGUGAAGAAUGAGAAGGGGCAGACGAAGACAUAUGACAUUACUGAUGAAGAAACCGUCGAUCAGUUGAUGAGAAAGGUCCGCCAAAAAGAAGGAACACCAGAGGACCAGCAGCGGCUGAUCUUCAAUGGUAGACAGCUGGACUCUGGCAGGAAGCUGCAGGAUUACGACAUUGUUUCUGGAAGCACCAUUCAUAUGACCCUCCGUCUGCGUGGAGGCUGAUGGGACAGAAACACUUGGAGAUCAUUUUAGCCUAAAAAAUGUAACAUGAUUCAUCUCGUAAUGUUUGUUACAGAUUACUGAGGUGUCUUCAUUCUUAUUGCAAUCAACUGAUUCUUCCAGUCAAUUGUCCAGUCAAUUUCUCCAGAAUCAUUUCUGAAUAUUCCAGAAUCUUUUGUAUUGUGUCUUAAUUUCAGAAUCUUAAUGUAUUGUAUUAAGUUUGCUUGCUUUAACAGUGAUAUUUUUUGCUUUUAGAAUGAUUUAUUAGCAAGUAUUAUAAAAAAUGUCCGAAUAAUAUUUUUAAAAAUGUGCAUUUAUUAUGUUUAUGUAAUUGCUUUCUUGAGCAACAUGUCAGUGGUUGAAAGAUUACUGUAAAAUGGAUUGUUAAGGACUUGCUGUUAGGACCUGUAAAGGACCACAGUAAUAAAAAAUAACUGUGAUAGUUUAUUUUCUUAUGGGCCUUCUGAAUAAAUUAAUAUAAUUUUUAUUUAAAUAAAAAUAUUUAUCAUAAUGACUCAUUUGCAUUGCCUUUUCUCUGCAGUGAAAGGACAUAGAUAUUAGUUAUAAUAUAAGCCUAGUAAUGCUAGUUAGCUAGUUAUAGCAUUAGUCUACAUAUACUUUAUAAACAUUUUCCAGUAAGCUUUUAAAGUCCUGGUUUAUUACUCAGUAACAUGAAACGUCACUGAGUAAGGGUCAAAAAACUCAAUCAAGAUGAAGUGAAUUUUAACAACAGCACAUGUACGAGUCAUGUUUUCAUUAAAAUAUAGUACACAGUUACAUGAUUAUCCUGGUCUAUAUAAGCAACCAUUACCAUGUAGCAAAUG